AUGCACCAAAAAUUUCAUGCCCAUCCUCCCCUCGCCUCAAAGUCACCCCAAGCUGACUUCCACCACGACGCUCCAACCCGGGCCUUCACCACCCCCUCUGCCGACCAGGAGCUGCAAAGGCAGCUCACCUUCACCACGUCUUCCCAAAAGAAACGGAGGAUUACCCGCCCGUCGACUGAGGAGCACGAGCAGGACCAACAGCAGAACACGAGUCCCUCAGACCAAGUCCUGCCCUCGACAGAAGACGAACCAGAUCCAUCUUUUUCCUUCUCGACCACCUCCCCCUCUGGCUUCUCCACGCCAAUCUAUGUCCGGGGCGACUCAUUGCCUGCCUCUGGCAUCCCCCCUCGACUGCAAACCAACCACAGUCUCCGCUCCGUAACUGCCACCGACUACACCUCAUCUGCAGCCAGUUCCCCCUGCGCUGCCUCUGCCGACCUCUCCAUCGACAACGAUCGCGGGCCAGAAUUCCUUGAUUCUGGCGCAGCCCUGCCACCCUCAAAUCUGACAGGUGCCAGGGCCCAGUCUGCUCUGGUCAACACUCCCCACCGAGCCGUCAUAGGCGGAGCUGCCGACCUGCACCAACGAUCCUCAUCGCCGCUGAAACGCCGAGCUUCCAGCAUGGAUCCUCCGCAAGGCAUCGCGGAUGUGAAGGAGGAGGAUGUGGACAUGAUCACCAUUCCAGAGGCACAGCGGCAAAAACAAGAUCAAGAUUCCCCGAGGGAGGAAUCCCAGUCGGGAGUAGGCGAUGCGACCGGCGCCGAGACUGGGAGUACUGAUUCACAGCAGACCCUGGCUCCCGAGCAGGAACUUCCCAUCCGGACUGGUAACCCCACCCACACGAGCAUGCUGAUGGACCCCAAGCUUACCCAAGUUUCAGAUGCUGUGCCUCCUGUUGCUGAGCAGAUCAAGACCAUCGAGAUCCUCGUGAAGCGAUUUGCAGAGACACCAGUACAAGAGGGGGACACUGCUUACUUGGUAUCGAGGCAGUGGCUCGGCCGGGCCCUAGCACUUGGCUCAAAGGGUGCUACGAAGGAAUUAUCGACCGACUCUUCCUCAGGGCCAGGGCCAGUCGACAACUCAGACAUCAUCCACUCCAUAUUUACCGAUGCGACUGGCGUAGAGCUCGUCAAGCUGAAACCUGGGGCGGGCGUUGAGAACUUUGAGCUCUUCCCCAAGGAGGCUUGGGACCUGUUGGUCUCAUGGUACGGCCUGGCGGCCAGUCAGAAGCCCAUUGCUCGGACAGCACACAACACGGCGCAGGACUCGAUAACCCCCUCCAACGUACAGUUCGAGUUCCACCCCCCAGUAUUCACCAUCCACAGGCUAUGGUCGGCAAACAGCCCUCUGCCCAUCGAACAGCAGCUGAAGGAACGGAACCCAGCACCGGCUGUCAUAGUCCACAGCACUGCGUUUAGAUUCCACGACUUCCUCAAGCAGGUAAAGCAGCAUGCAGGGGUAGCUCUGACCCAAAAGAUUCGUCUCUGGAGAGUGCUUCAGACCCUCCCCACCGACGAGCCCUCGAGCAAGCCGUCGGGGAUUUCCACGCCUCCCGAUUCUCCCGGGCGUGAUAAUAAUGCCACUGGCACUUCCUGGCCACGCCUCCUCCUUGAGGUGGACCACUUUGUGAAGCUGGAGAGAGGCGUCGAGAGGGAUUUGGUGGAGGGCAACGACACAACACAUUAUGCCAGGUACAAUGGGAAUAGGUCCCUGGCGACGGUAAACCUCACGGUAGACCAGACAUUGGUCAUUGACGAGUACGUUGAUAACAACAUUAAUGUCUCAAAUUACCUGCCAAGAGGGGCUGGGAAGGACACGGCCUUGGCCCCGCGUGGCAGCUCAUCCAGCCUCAUGGCCCAGGCCCGGGGUAAUGCGAGUGGGAGGAGCAGCCCUGCGCCCCAAGGGCCGGCCACCAGGGGUCGAACCCAGCAGCAAAAGUCGGGACGGACAAUCGGCUGUGUUGGCUUGCAAAACCUGGGAAAUACUUGCUAUAUGAACUCGGCCCUGCAGUGCGUCCGCAGUGUCGAGGAACUCACAAAGUAUUUCCUGUCCCGCGAGGCCGAAAAGGAGAUCAAUCCGGACAACCCCUUGUCGCACAACGGCGACGUUGCUAGAGCCUACGGCCGACUACUCCAGGAGAUAUACAAAGACCCCCCGCCCUCCUCAGUGGCGCCAAGGCAGUUCAAGGGCGUCAUCGGGCGGUAUGCGCCAUCCUUCUCCGGGUAUGGCCAGCAGGACUCCCAGGAAUUCCUUGGCUUCCUUCUCGACGGCCUCCAAGAGGACUUGAACCGGAUCAAGAAAAAGCCGUACAUCGAGAAGCCGGACUCGACUGACGAGAUGAUCAACAACCCCGAGGCUAUCCGAGAGAUGGCAGAGAAAGUAUGGGACAUCACCAAGAAACGCGACGACUCAGUCAUUGCCGACCUCUUCACCGGCAUGUACAAGUCAACCCUUGUCUGUCCCGUCUGCGCAAAGGUCAGCAUCACUUUCGACCCCUUCACCAAUCUGACCCUCCCGUUGCCCGUCGCCAACGCGUGGAGCCGGCUGGUCAAGUACUACCCUCUCAACGAUGCCCCGGUCCAUAUCGCCGUCGACAUCGACAAGAACAGCAGCUUCAAGGUGCUGAAGGGAUUUAUCUCGGCUCGCGUGGGCGUUCCGGUUGAGCGACUCGGCGCCGCAGAGGAGUACAGGAACAAGUUCUUCAAACUGUACGAGGAUGCGUCCUCGGUAUCGGAAGAGGUCCAGGCCAAUGACCUGGCGGCCGUUCACGAGCUGGAAGCCGUCCCGACAAACGUAGGCAUUGCCCCGAAGCCCAAGAAGAAGAACCGGUCGCUUCUCGACCUAGAGGCCGAACCCGAAGAUGUUUCCCCCCCGUGGGAUGAUCCAGCGGCCCAACGGCUGCUAGUUCCCGUCGUCCAUCGCCUCAUCUCUGAAGAAUCCGGAUACCAGAGACGUGCUGCUCGCAAGGGCCCGCUAGCUUCGCCUCCGCAUUUCAUCAUGUUGACGCCACAAGAAGCCCGUAGCGAGGAUGCAAUCCGCCGCAAGAUUUUGGAGAAGGUGGCCACGUUCACGACGUGGCCCGAGUUCGCGAGGAUGGACGAGUCGGAGACGACGGACAACACCGAUGCGGAUAUAGUGAAUACCUCAUCGGAUGCCGACUCGGCUGGGGAUUCCAACGUCGUCGCAAAGUCUGUCGAGGGCGAAGAGGGCUUGGUCGACGUCACCAUGAACGACGUCGAUAACAACCAAAAACCCGCCGCUUCCCCGGCUUCCCAAGAGUAUCCCCACCUGCUUAAGAAGUUCAACAGCCGCCGGCCUAAGUGGUUGGACCCCCGCCAAUUCCUCGACCCUAACCUGCAGAAUCUCUUCGAGCUGAGCUACUUUACCGAAGGCAACGCGUCGAUCCCCAACGGAUGGCAGGUUGUUCAGGACGAAAAUCGCAUGCCGAGGUUGAGCACGAGGCAGCCCAAGCAGGAGCUCCUGGAGCUCGAGGAUGCGCAGGGUGUGGGAGCGUACCCAGCUUCUGACGACAGCGGGAGCGAGGAUGCCGCCUAUCCCGAAGCCAAUCCAACCACGCGCAUGGUCGACGAAUCGAGCGAGGAAGAUUCCGACUUCCCCAAGGCCAAGAAUCUAAACCCGCGUCCGAACGGCAAUAGGUUCAACCAAAUUAGCGGCCGGAGCAAGAAGAAGAUGAAGCCUCACAAGACCUAUGGUAAAAAGGGCAAGAGACGUCUAGCGAAGCAAUUGCAUAGCUCUUAUCGUGAACCGUCUCCGGAUGUGGCGGAUUCGGAGGUAUCAGACGAGACAGAGGGCGGUCCCCUCGUCCGCCUCGGCGAGGGCCUUGUGGUCGACUGGAGUGAGCAGGCAUGGGAUUGCCUCUUCGCUGGAGAUCCCCAGGAUGACAUGCGAGGCAUGCCGACCUUUGUUGAUGUCCCGAAGCUUGACGAUCCGGCGCUGGAGGCCAAGAAGAAAAAGGUUCAAGCACGCCGCAAGCACGGUAUCAGCCUAGAUGACUGCCUCGCCGAGUUCGAGAGGGAGGAGAUACUGUCGGAGCAGGACACGUGGUACUGCCCUCGCUGCAAGGAACAUCGCCGUGCGACCAAGAAGUUCGACCUCUGGAAGACUCCGGACAUCCUGGCGGUCCAUCUGAAGCGAUUCAGCUCCGCCGGCUAUCGUAGGGAGAAACUAGACAUCCUGGUCGACUUUCCGGUCGAAGGCCUGGACCUGAGCCAGCGUGUCAUCCACAGGGAGGACGGAAAGCAAGAGGUUUACGAUCUCAUAGCUGUCGAUGACCACUGGGGAGGUUUAGGCGGGGGACACUACACGGCAUUUGCCAAGAACUUCGUCGACGAACAGUGGUACGAGUACAAUGAUACUUCCGUAUCAAGGCAGAGCGACGUCUCAAGGAUUGUCACCAGCGCCGCGUACCUGCUCUUCUACCGGCGACGCUCAGAUACCGCCCUGGGCGGACCGAGGUUCCAGGAAAUCCUGAGCAAGUAUAACAACCAAGCCGACCAAGCCGACGAUGACGAAAUGUCGGAUUCGGGGGAAGGUCAGCGUCUCGGCCAAGGCUCCUCCCUUCGUGGGUCGUCGAGCGCUUUGACAGGAGCCGGUCUAACUCCCCAGGACGGAGAUCGUGGUUCGGCUAGCGGCUAUACCGAUGGGCUCGGAAGGUCUAUCCAUUCGGAACCUGGCGUGGAUAGACCUCCCGCGUACACGGCAACCUACAACAGCAACCUCGAGGAACUUGUCGAGGCCUCCGACGAUGCCUCUGGGGACGCCCCCGACGCCGAGUCCAUGUCGGGGAUGGGUAUUAUUCAAUGGGAUAAUAGCCCCGUCCGUCACAGUCCUGAAGCGCCCGCGGAGGAUGAGGGCAUCGAUAUGGAGGAAUUCCGGGGACCUAGCGCCCGCCAGAGCACAAUUGACGCCAUGACCAAUGUCAUGUCAGCCAACUGGAACUUCCAUGCCCUGGACGCCCGGGCUCGAUCCGAAGCCGAGAGUGAUUUCGACGACCUCGCAAGUGACAGGGCCCAGAACGACUCCUCGGACGACGGUCGGGCAUCUUUUGUGGCAGCCGGGGACCACCCCGACGUGGACCCGAUGCUCGAAGAUAAUCCAGAGCCCGGUGCCGACUACGUCCUGCCCGAUCAAGCCGAACCCGACUCCCCGCGGUACAACCUGCCGCCGCCGCCACCGGCAUUCGAUGACCAGGCCCACCUGCACCAGAUCACCGAAGGAGUCUGGGACAGUAAGGUAUAUAAGGUCCCUGUCGACCUGGGGGAUCCGGAAGAUGAUGCGAGCGACAAGGUUUAUGAGAUCCACCUCGGAGACGAGAAGGUCGACAAAGCGGAUACUAAGAAGGUCUAA
Phialemonium atrogriseum is the source of this 5367-nucleotide messenger RNA. RefSeq lists its product as uncharacterized. The coding region runs from base 1 to 5367 and encodes 1788 amino acids. Gene Ontology annotation, molecular function: cysteine-type deubiquitinase activity. Lineage: Eukaryota; Fungi; Ascomycota; Sordariomycetes; Cephalothecales; Cephalothecaceae. The transcript is spliced from 4 exons. The record is from RefSeq and is a predicted model, not a curated record. Gene Ontology annotation, biological process: protein deubiquitination.